AUGCCGGCCUUCUUUGCAGGUAUCAGUUGUAAAUCUCUUGAGGAUACCAGUGAUAUGUUUACGACACUUUGGACAGUCAUCGCCAAUGAGAGGACGAAGGCAUCCUGCGCAAAACCGGUGUCCACACGGCAGAAGGGUUCUCCACUCCGAUGGGAUGCUAUAGCAAAUCUCACAUUGACAUCGAUGCUGCAGCUCCUGGACUUUAGUCUCAAGGUUGCAGAACAGCUCAUCCUUCAUAGUCAUCUCUGCACGCAGGUGCUGCACUUCUUCUUCCAGCUUCCUCCUCUUCGCACGCUCCGCCUCGAAAAUGGUAUGAAUUUCCUGAUUCGCCAUUUCCUAUCUCAAUAUCAGCGAGGAAAUAUCCCCAAGAGUCUCACUGGGAAAGGUCUUACCAAAACCGUGUCCAAGGAAAGCAGUGGCCCCAGGGAAGGCAGAUGCCCUAUCCAGUUAUCCUUUGGCGAGUACACAGAUAUGCCUGUUGACCAUAUGAGUCGCGAUGAGGCACAGAGGAUGAGAGUGUGCUCGUCGUAUGUCCAGCUCUGGUUGUGCGCGAUGAGACAGUUUGUGGUCCUCUUCCAGGACCAUCAAGCAACCGCAGUGAAUGUCUACGAUCUCAACCGUGUGCGAGGCCCGCACCGGCUCGCCGGCGUAGCACAGAGGUUGAGUUAUGAUUCCGCGGAGAUCAGACAGCUGUGCUGCCGUGAAACUAAUGAGACCACAGCUCGUUGCGAUGUUGAAACGUGUGCCCCAGAGCAAGGACUGGAGCACAUCUUUCCAAACGGACAAGCGGGUUCUACGCCGGCAUUAAGUCACAAUGGCGAGGACGACGUCCGGCGAUACAACCGUCCUCGAGCCUCUCAGCUCCGGAACGACGGGGCGUAUUUCUUUGUGGGUCAUGUGUAUGGUUGUGAUCAGCCUGCUGCUCAGCGCCCGACCUCGUUCGCUGUUACAAGGGAGCCGAUAAAUAGCCCUUUAACGCUGGUUCAGCGAGGAACUUAUUCCCCAUCUAACCCCGGACUCGACGACAUGGAAGAUAUAACGCCUCCUCUGGCUCCGGGGUUUGAAGACUUCAGUGCCCCCCUCGCACAGAAGACGGAUAUAUCUCUCCAUCGUAGUGCAAUAGAAAUACUGCAGAUGUGUGACCCCAGGGACGGCAAAAUCAGUGGCCCCAAGGACGGCAGUGGCCCCAGGGACGGCAAAAGCAGUGGCCCCAGGGAUGGUAGUGGCCUCAGGGACGGCAAAAGCAGUGGCCCCAGGGACGGCAGUGGCCUCAGGGACGGUAAAAGCAGUGGCCCCAGGGAUGGUAGUGGCCUCAGGGACGGCAAAAGCAGUGGCCCCAGGGACGGCAGUGGCCUCAGGGACGGUAAAAGCAGUGGCCCCAGGGAUGGUAGUGGCCUCAGGGACGGCAAAAGCAGUGGCCCCAGGGACGGCAGUGGCCCCAGGGACAUCAGUGGCCCCAGGGACGGUAGUGGCCCCGGGGACGGUACCUCGGUAAAGAAACGGCCACCACCGUUUAUGCGGCAGAACUUCUUGGCAUCCUCAUUGGCCUAA
Molecule: messenger RNA, 1551 nt
Organism: Histoplasma mississippiense
Lineage: Eukaryota; Fungi; Ascomycota; Eurotiomycetes; Onygenales; Ajellomycetaceae
Exons: 5
Coding region: 1-1551 (516 amino acids)
Source: RefSeq, a predicted model, not a curated record